ACCUUCGUUGAAAAUAUCUGUGAAUUUGGCGGUUAAUUACUGGAAAUUAUGCAAACCAUAGUAACAGUACUGGAAGACAGAACAUUGAGGAUUUAAUGGGACCGAAGUUGUCACUUCAGAUUGGAUACUGUGGUUAGUAAUGCACCACCAGAGGGCGACAUAGUCCAUUUGAUCCAAUGCUUUUGAAAGUGACGUCUGCGAGAGUCGUGAACAUCUAUGAUACUUGGAUCCCUGGAGCAGUGUGUCUGCUCCUAUAGAGAGCAGAGAAUGGCAGGCCUGUGGAGAUCCUACCAGGCUCUGAUAACCAGGCGUCCAUGGACUGUCCAGAUCAUCACAGCCGGCACAUUGGUGGGGGUGGGGGAUGUUAUCUCCCAGCAGGUGUUUGAGAGGCGGGGUCUAGCCAAUCACAACAAGAUACGGACGGCCAAGAUGAUGAGCAUCGGAUUCUUGUUUGUCGGGCCUGUAAUUGGUGGAUGGUACAAGGUUCUGGACAAGCUGGUCACCGGAGGGACAAAAAGUUCUGCCAUGAAGAAAAUGCUUUUAGACCAGGUGGGCUUCGCUCCCUGUUUCCUGGGUGCCUUCCUGGGGAUCUCAGGCAUGUUGAAUGGACUGACCGUUGAGCAGAACGCCGACAAACUCAAGAGGGACUACAUGGAUGCCUUGAUCUCCAAUUACUAUCUAUGGCCUCCAGUCCAGAUUGCAAACUUCUAUUUCAUUCCACUACACCACAGAUUGGCUGUUGUCCAAAUUGUUGCUGUCGUCUGGAAUUCGUACCUGUCAUGGAAAGCCAAUAAGAUUUGAAGGAUGAAUUAGGUCAAACCCUACCUCACACUGGUUUCUCAAUUAGACUUAACACUCACAAAUUGCGGAAUAAAUCUUUUAAGCUGCAAAUCUGAGGAACGUAAACAGAUUUUUUUGUUUAUUAUGAAUUCAAACACUAUAUGAGGCAAAGUUUAGCCUUGUGUCCGAUAUGUGAAGGUUUGUCAAACCUAUAUGAACUAAGAAGUAAUCAGAACAAACAUUGAUAUUGUAGUUGAAUUAUGUACGACUGGAUAUACUGUGAUAUUCAACAGUAUAUUUCUUGAGAAAGUUUAAAUGUUCUGUAUGUUUACUCAUUAAAUUUAAGACCAUA
Messenger RNA from Esox lucius (northern pike), 1132 nucleotides. It is a transcript of the gene mpv17, whose product is annotated as mitochondrial inner membrane protein MPV17. Lineage: Eukaryota; Metazoa; Chordata; Actinopteri; Esociformes; Esocidae. The transcript is spliced from 9 exons. The coding region runs from base 217 to 801 and encodes 194 amino acids. The record is from RefSeq and is a predicted model, not a curated record. Gene Ontology annotation, cellular component: cytoplasm; membrane.